Molecule: messenger RNA, 3146 nt
Organism: Solenopsis invicta (red fire ant)
Lineage: Eukaryota; Metazoa; Arthropoda; Insecta; Hymenoptera; Formicidae
Product: pyruvate dehydrogenase phosphatase regulatory subunit, mitochondrial
Exons: 14
Coding region: 372-3056 (894 amino acids)
Cellular component (GO): cytoplasm; mitochondrial matrix; mitochondrion
Molecular function (GO): oxidoreductase activity; protein binding
Source: RefSeq, a predicted model, not a curated record
UGCAGUAAGUACGGAUGCAGACUGUAACUUGUCGCAAUCUGUUUAACCUGCGUUCUAAUUUUAUUUCACUUUCAUGAUCAUAUGUCAAUUUGUUGCUAAUAUGUCAAUUUGUUGCAAAAACGAAAGGAAUAAUAUAACACGAAAAUAGUCAAAGAAACGGUGUAGAUGUAAAGCUGUGCGAGAUAACUCUACAGGUUAUGAACACUUUAUAAAAAAGAUAUCACCAACCGAACUGAAUUGUUGGCUGCGCAAAAAAUGUAUUUAUUGUAUUUUUCAUUUAAAUACAAUUUUUAAAAAAUUACUUAAAAUUAAAAGCUCUAAUUAUCACAUAAAUUAGUAGAGACGCUAUUUUAAAAUCUCACUCAAUUAAAAUGUGGAAACAAUCGAAACUGUUGUACAAUAGAUGCGCAGUGCAAGGAAGAAAAGCUCUCUCUCACACUUACAAAACAGGAGAACCGGCCACGAAGGUGACCGACGCCGAAAAUUCAGAAUGUGCACUUCCCAAGGAAGCACGAGUUGUUAUAUGCGGAGGUGGAGUUAUGGGAGGUGCAGUAGCAUAUCACUUAUCUCUCAUGGGACUUGGACUUCAAACUAUUUUGCUAGAAAGUGGCAGAUUGGGAGGUGGAACAACAUGGCAUGCAUCAGGAUUAGUGGGAGCCUUCAAGCCCAGUCUGGCUCAAGUGAAACUUGCGCAGGAUAGCAUUGCUUUAUAUAAGGAAUUAGAGAAGAAAGGUCUAUCAACAGGAUGGAAACAGUGUGGUAGCCUCUCCUUAGCACGUACAAGAGAUCGCAUGACCUCAUUCAGGCGAAUGAAGGCACAAUCUGUAUCACGUGAUGUUGAGUGCCACUUAGUUUCUCCAGAGGAAAUUCAAGCUCUCUGUCCAUUAUUACACAUUGAAGAUCUAAUUGGAGGAUUAUGGAUUCCAGAUGAUGGUGUUGGUGAUUCAUAUCAGAUCUGUUUAACAUUGAUUCAAGAAGCACAACAAAGAGGUGUUACAGUAUUUGAGAAUUGCGCGGUUACGAAAGUAAUCAAUCAGAACAGCCAGAUAGAAGCAGUGGAAACUACACGCGGUACCAUCAAAUGCCAGCAUUUUGUAAACUGUGCUGGAUUUUGGGCACGGAAUGUGGGUAAACUCAGUGAGCCAUAUGUUAAGGUACCACUCCAUCCUGUAGAACAUUAUUAUUUACACACUAAACCAAUUGCUAAUUUAGAUCCAAUGACACCAGUUAUACGCGACUUAGAUGGGUAUAUCUAUUUUCGAGAGAACGAAGGACGGCUGUUAGCCGGUGGUUUCGAACCAAUCGCAAAACCAGCGUUUGAAGAUGGCAUGAUUCCAGAAAGUAUGGAUAAACGAUUUUUACCAGAAGAUUGGGAUCACUUUCAUAUUUUGCUGGAACAGAUGUUGCACAGAAUUCCAAGUUUAGGAAAUGCAGUUCUGGAGAGACUCUGCAACGGGCCUGAAGCAUUCUCCCCUGAUUGCAAAUGGAUCGUGGGGGAGGCGCCGGAAAUACGUAACUACUACAUCGCCGCCGGAAUGAAAACGGUCGGAAUAUCCGCCGCUGGCGGAGUUGGUCGCGCAACGGCGGAAUUGAUAGUUAACGGCUCAACUUCGUUAGAUAUGUACGAGUUGGAUGUCUCACGUUUCCUUGGGCUACAUAAUAAUCGUAAAUUUCUGCGCGAUCGAGUGCGAGAAGUACCCGGGAUGCACUACGCCCUGCAGUAUCCACAUCUCGAGUUCAAGACUGGAAGAAACCUGAGGAUGUCGCCGAUUUAUCCGAAGCUCAGAGAUGCGGGCGCCGUUUUUGGCCAGGUCAUGGGUUACGAGAGACCGUCCUGGUUUCAAUUAGAUGAUAACUGUGAUUUGGAGUUUCCCGAUGGUUUCCAGAGAUAUAAAAUAGCUUACACGAAUACCUUCGGUAAGCCUCCUUGGUUCGACGCAGUCGCGCAAGAAUACGCUGCUUGCAGAGAAACAGUCGGUCUGAGUGAUUAUUCCUCCUUUACCAAAAUUGAUCUAUGGUCGAACGAUACGGAAGUCGUGGAUUUGCUACAGUAUUUGUGCUCAAAUGAUGUGGAUGUACCUGUAGGAAGUAUUAUUCACACCGGUAUGCAAAAUCACCGAGGUGGUUACGAGAACGAUUGUAGUCUAGCGCGAAUUGCACCAAAUCAUUACAUGAUGAUUGCUCCAACUAUUCAACAAACGCGUUGCAAGAAUUGGAUCCAUCGUCAUCUACCAGUGGAUGGUUCUGUCGCUGUAUCUGAUGUCACCUCGGCAUACACUGCAAUUUGCAUAAUGGGACCGGCCACUAGAAAAUUGCUGACUGAAUUGACGGACAUAGAUUUAAAUCCAAAGAAUUUUCCAUUCUUCACAUUCAAAGAAUUAGAUGUCGGACUUGCCAAUGGCAUUCGUACGAUGAAUUUAACGCACACCGGAGAACUUGGCUACGUUCUGUAUAUUCCAAACGAGUUUGCUCUACAUGUCUAUAUGAGACUAAUAGAGGCCGGAGCGAAAUACGGAGUGAAACAUGCAGGUUAUUAUGCAACGAGAGCAUUACGUGUUGAAAAGUUUUACGCAUUUUGGGGACAAGAUCUAGAUACUUUCACUACUCCCCUAGAAUGCGGAAGAUCGUGGAGAGUAAAAUUUGAUAAAGAAGUCGACUUUAUAGGUAGAGAUGCUCUUUUGAGGCAGCGUGAGCAAGGAGUCAAGCGCAAAUAUGUACAAUUAUUGUUGAACGAUCACGACCUCGAAUUCGACACUUGGUGCUGGGGUGGCGAGCCUAUUUAUCGAAAUGGAAAAUACUGCGGAAUGACAACGACCACGGGUUACGGUUUUACGUUCAAAAAACAGGUAUGUCUCGGAUUUGUGCAAAAUUUCGAUUCGAAGGGUCAACCGCAAGAGGUGACAAAUGAGUACAUAUUGUCGGGUGAUUACGAAGUGAACGUCGCGGGUAUCAUGUAUCCUGCAAAGUGUCACUUGCACAGUCCUAAUUUACCGACCAAAUUUCCCGAUAAAGAGAGAGAUGCUUAUCACGCUACGCGCGAUCAACAAUCUUUGUAAUCUCUCUCUUAGAAAUAACGCUUCAAAUCUGUACAAACGAUGUAUAUAGUAAAAAAUUGAAUAAAUCGUUUAAUAAGUAUCACUCAAAAA